Molecule: messenger RNA, 1886 nt
Organism: Nasonia vitripennis (jewel wasp)
Lineage: Eukaryota; Metazoa; Arthropoda; Insecta; Hymenoptera; Pteromalidae
Gene: MBD-like
Product: methyl-CpG binding domain protein
Exons: 5
Coding region: 142-822 (226 amino acids)
Source: RefSeq, marked validated
GAGCCCAACAUCCAAUAUGGCCGCAAAUGCGUAGCUUGGCACGGCGGCGUACAGCUUUGAGCUUCAUUAUCGUUCCGCACGUGUGUUUACGCGCGUCUUUUUGACACCUCGACACGAAAGAUCUACAAUCCAUCCGCAAAGAUGAAUAUGUCAGUGGAAAAAAAGAAAUAUUCUUCGGCGCUGCCCACGAACUGGCCAACUCGCGAAGAGCAGCCGCCAAGGAAGAGCCAGAGCCAACAACAGUUGACGUCCACGGGAAAGGUUGACGUCUUCUACUACAGUCGAGGAGUAAGAAACGAUGCUUCUCUGGUUCCUCCAAUUAGACAAACUGCAUCAAUAUUCAAACAACCAGUGACAAUUUACAAAACCCAAGAAGGCAAAGUAAAAGAUAUCAAACAUGGAAAUCAGGAGAAACCCAAACAGGAAGGAGCCGAUAAAACAGACAGCAAAUACGGCUCCCGAGACAAACCUAAACAGCUGUUCUGGGAAAAGCGGCUGGAGGGUCUGAGGGCUUGCGAUCCCGAUGGCUACGAGUUCGACGGCAUGGACUUGCCAAAAUCACUCCGACCGGUUGGACCUUACAUCACCGAGGAGACGCUGUUGCAAAGCGUUGCCACUGCGCUACACGUGUCGACGCAACCCGUCACCGGACAGACAGGAUCCAAAUCUUCACUCGAGAAGAACCCUGGCGUCUUCUUGAAUCCCGAACAGCCGCUGGUUCAGGCUGUAUCCAUAACAGACGAGGACAUCAAACGACAAGAAGAACGAGUAGCCAGCGCGAGGAAAAAACUGCAAGAGGCAUUACGCUCUAUGUACGCGUGAGUCUAGGAUAUUUUUCAAAAUUUCUCCCUCUAUCUCCUAUUAGCUUGUAAGAGCGUUAUGAAAUCAUGUUAAUCAUCUUUGUAAUAAAUGUUUUCUAAAAAAAUAUCGAAGAGAGGAAGACGGUUUCAGGAGGGAUAGCAGAAAUGCUAGUCACAGUACUUCUUUCAAGGCCCAUCAUACAAUUCAUUCCCUAUACAAUUUCACAGACUAUAUUGUAUAAACAUCGGAGGCAAAUGUUGUAUGAGAUUACUAGAAUAAUUAUUGUAAAUAAUGUUAGGAGUCAUGAUUUUUCAAGACUUGCGAAAAAAGCAAUUGUGAGGCGAUAGGCGGAAAAGUCGAAUUUGAUAUCUAUUUAUUUACAAUACACGUGCAGAGACUGAGAAUCGAAAUAUAUUUAUUACUUGCCUAGAAUUUUCGAAUUAUAUCAUUGUAUGUAAUCAUUGACAAAAAAAAGUAAUUUAAUAAGCAAUUUUCUUGUAUUACAAUCCGUGAUUGUUUUACUGUUACUAUCUUGUUAUUGAGUUCGAUAAAUUGUACGAUGGGUAGACUUUCUUUUAAAUUAUAAUUAAGCUUCUUCUAAUUAAAUUAUUGCGCAAGCAUGAUGAUGAACUUUGAGAUAGUUAAACAUUCUCGAUGAUACUGGUGAAAAGAAAAAUAAUCGUAUUUAUUUUAAACGCAAAUUUAAACGAUUCGACAGAACAAGAACUAUAAUUUAUUGUGACAUUUUAAAAAAGAAGACUAUUAUUUUAUAAAUUGUUUUUUGUAUUCGAAUCAUAAUCGACCUUGUAAAAGUAUGUAUAUCCGAUGCUAACAAUCCGUAGAACAAUUGUAAAUACGAUAGCCUUCAUUAUAUUGUUAUGUACUAUCGACGACUUUUGUAAUAACACGCUUUAUUCGCAUCAUAUCGUUUAUAAAGUUUACAAAAAUGUAUUAUUUGCACAAAUGCAUAGUUAUAAUUUUAUCUCAAACUAUAUGCAAAUUUAAUUUAGGAUAAGAUUCAUCGUUAUAUUUUUUCCGUGGCCAAAACUUGGCUCUACGUCAAUAAAACGACGUUGGUCAAUUAA